AUGACUGCAAAGUUUGAUUAUAAUGUAGUGUCAAUUGAAGAGUCCAAGAACCUACCUGAGAUGAAGUUGGAAGAACUUCAAGCGUCACCUGAAGCUCAUGAGAAGCAGAGGAACUCAGAAAGGGAGAAGGUUAUUGAGCAAUAUGCAUAUGCUGGAGUUAAUGAUUUUGAUGAUGUGCUACUAAUGGAAAAUACUCAAUCGAGCAAUGGGAAAAACAACAUGUGGUACCUAGAUUCAAGAUGCAGCAACCAUGUGACUGGAAAUAAAACCUGGUUCACCAAGUUAGAUGAAUCAAUCAAGAAAGUGAUUGGAAAGGAUGGUCGAAAAGCCAACAUCACUAAUGUGUUAUAUUUACCUUCUAUGACAAGUAACUUGAUAAGCAUAGGUCAAUUACUUGCUAAAGAGUACAACAUAAAGGUAGAAAAGAAGCUGAUGUGGGUGUACGAUGGUAAUGAAAGUUUGAUUAUGAAAACACCAUUGACUGAAAACAAGACCUUCAAAGUAGAGAUCAACACGGUUGAUCACAUGUGUCUUUCUUCGACCAUUGUCGAAGACACAAACUGA
Messenger RNA from Vicia villosa (hairy vetch), 564 nucleotides. RefSeq lists its product as uncharacterized. The record is from RefSeq and is a predicted model, not a curated record. Lineage: Eukaryota; Viridiplantae; Streptophyta; Magnoliopsida; Fabales; Fabaceae. The transcript has 2 exons. Bases 1 to 564 code for a protein of 187 amino acids.